GAUACUGACCAUCCCCAAUACAACUGAGGGGUUAUUAAUGUUAAUAUGACAACACCAAUACAAACAAACCGCUUCUGUCCCAACAGUCUGUAAAAAUGCAACGUUCAUUUUCCAUAGUCCACGAAAGCGAUCAGUCUGAUGACGAUCGGGACAACAUAGGCGAAACGUUCGAUUUAAAGGCCGACUUAUCGCACUCGGAUUCCGAAGAUUUAAGUCCAAAGAAAACAUUUAUUGAGAAAAAACCGGAGGCUCUGCCUAGAAGGAAAUCCAAUGCCGGACAAAAACCGGCAAAUUCGAGCGAUAGUGAGGACAGCGAGGGGGACGGCAAGAAAAAAUUGCCGGGUGAAUACGAUCCUACGCAAUACGAGAAUUUGGUGGUCGAUCCUGAAAUUGCCGAAAUUUUCCAAUAUAUACAAAGGUACACGCCCCAAAGCAUCAACACCGAAUACAAAUUCAAACCGUUCGUGCCGGAAUUUCUGCCGGCCGUAGGUGACAUCGAUGCAUUUUUGAAGGUGAUUCCCCCAGAAACCACUCUUGCCGGGGAUAUUUUCGACGAAAAUAUUCUACAAUUGGGACUUUUGGUACUGGACGAGCCGGCGUCGAACCAAAGCGACCCCGCUUUACUCCAUUUACAACUGAGGGCCGCCAGUGACGGAUUGUUGGGAGGAAACGAGCAAAAGAACAUCGUGGUAAAAAAGAUCGACAAUUUAGAAAAAAACUCCAAAGUUAUCGAUAAAUGGAUUAAGGACAUUUCCCACUUGCACAAGAGUAAAUCCUCGCCAGUUGUACGAUACUCUCAGCCGAUGCCCGAUAUAGAGGACCUAAUGCAACAAUGGCCAGAAGACUUGGAGCAAACGUUCAAACGCGAAGGCUUUCCCAAACCCGAAGAGAACCAGCCUAUAACCGAAUAUAUUGAGACAGUUUGCACUUACUUGCAAAUACCAGUAACUAAAAAUAAGGUGCAAUCUUUACACUUGUUAUUUUGUCUUUAUACAGCUAUUAAGCAAUUGAAGCUGUAUCAGAAUCAAGCUGCUAUAAGUGACGAGAAAAAGAGAGAAAAUAAUAGUGAGAAGAACCUGGAGGAAGCUGAUCAGUUGGUGCUAGAGUAGCUUUUGUAGUACCACAUGGAUAUGUGGGCAUAACUUAAGAGCCACUUAAAAUGUUUUUGUAUAUUUGUUUUUCAUUAAUAUAGAGAAGUUUCUGAGGGUAAAAA
This is a messenger RNA of Anthonomus grandis grandis, 1213 nucleotides long. It is a transcript of the gene IFT46, whose product is annotated as intraflagellar transport protein 46 homolog. Gene Ontology annotation, cellular component: intraciliary transport particle B; motile cilium; centrosome. Gene Ontology annotation, biological process: cilium assembly; intraciliary transport. Bases 96 to 1109 code for a protein of 337 amino acids. The transcript is spliced from 6 exons. The record is from RefSeq and is a predicted model, not a curated record. Lineage: Eukaryota; Metazoa; Arthropoda; Insecta; Coleoptera; Curculionidae.